Molecule: messenger RNA, 899 nt
Organism: Sitophilus oryzae (rice weevil)
Lineage: Eukaryota; Metazoa; Arthropoda; Insecta; Coleoptera; Curculionidae
Exons: 4
Coding region: 54-752 (232 amino acids)
Source: RefSeq, a predicted model, not a curated record
CUGUCAAAGUACCUUUUUACUUGUCAUUUUACAAUUUUAUAUUUUAUUUGAACAUGAAUUGUUACAACGAAGAAGUAAUACUUGAUAACUUCAAGGAUAAAACUACAUACGCUAAUGAUUAUAAAAAGUAUUGUGUGUUCGAUAAAUUUGAUUCUAAAUUAGAUCGAUCUGCAAAACCUUUAUCAGAAAAAUUUCAAAUAAAGAAAAGAAUAUACGAAGACCACGAAACCUAUGCCAAAUUGAAAGAUGAUUUUUAUAUUCGGUUUGACUUAUUACACAGACCUAAACCAAUAAUUCAAACUGAUCCUAGGCAUCCAUUACCGGGACUGAUUGCUGUACCUAAAGAGGACAAAUUAGAAGCUAUUAAAAAGAGACCUAGAAUAUAUAUGACGCCGGCAUGUAGUAUAGAUGAUGUUCCAGAUCCGAAAAUGAGAGAAAUGUUAUGUCAGUAUAUGUAUACUACAGAAUGGCGAAAAGCUGAAAUUGAAGGUGCCUCGGGUUUUAAGAGAAGAGUACCACAUAUUACCGAUAUCAAAUCAUCAGACAAGAUAACACUUCAAACUGAUCUUUAUAAGCCAUUACAAGAAAGAUUUGUUAAAAUCGGCAAGGAGUGGGAUGACGAGCAACCAAGAGGAUCAUCCGACCCAACUCGUGAAUUUUGGAUACAUAAAGAUCCACAAGUUUUAUUUUACCACAGAAGAACUGAAAUUGCUACCAUUGGAGUAUUUAAUAAAGAAUGCAAAUCCUAUUGAACUUCUAAAUAUAUGGGGGAAAUUACCAAUGGAUUAUAAAGAUCACUUUUAUCUGCAGAUUAAAUUACCAUGUUUCGUACAUUACAAUCGUCCGGAAUGGAGAACCCAUUUUGAUGGACCAACCAGUGCACAAGAGAAAUGCUAUUU